GGAGCAAGCAGGAAGUGAACAGAGGGCCGCCCCGGGAGGAAGCAGACUAGGCGAUUUCGGCUGCCACAGGCCCGAGCUGCUCCAAGACAUGGAGGAAGCCAGCGGAGGUGGAGGCCAUGACCGCGUUCGGGACCUGCAGAGUGAGGUGGAGGGUGUCAAGAAUAUCAUGACCCAGAACGUGGAGCGGAUCCUGGCCCGAGGCGAAAACUUGGAUCAGCUCCGCAACAAGACAGAGGACCUGGAGGCCACAUCCGAGCACUUCAAGACAACGUCGCAGAAGGUGGCUCGGAAGUUCUGGUGGAAGAACAUGAAGAUGAUCGUCCUCAUCUGCGUGGUGGUUUUCAUCUUCAUCCUUUUCAUCGUGCUCUUUGCCACUGGGGUCAUCCCAACGUAACUCAGGAAGCCCCUCCCACCCCGCCCCCUUUGGGGGCAGCCCUCCCUCCAUCAGGGUUGCCCAGAGGGCUCCUCUUCUGUUGUCUCCCACAAGGAAUGCUGCUUAGUCCUCCUGUCCCUCACCCAGAGGCCCUUCUGCUGUGUCGCAUGCCCCAGGGAACACCUUGGUCCCCCAGAAGGAGAGAGCUGGACUGUGGCUACAUUUCAUGGGUCCUUGGAGUGGGCUGGAGAGACCCUGAGGGCCCAGCACAUGACUGGGAAACUGUUGGUCAAUGGGCAAUAAAGACCUUUCGGUAUCUAA
Molecule: messenger RNA, 694 nt
Organism: Carlito syrichta (Philippine tarsier)
Lineage: Eukaryota; Metazoa; Chordata; Mammalia; Primates; Tarsiidae
Gene: VAMP8
Product: vesicle associated membrane protein 8
Exons: 3
Coding region: 89-394 (101 amino acids)
Biological process (GO): SNARE complex assembly; vesicle-mediated transport; vesicle fusion
Cellular component (GO): plasma membrane; SNARE complex
Molecular function (GO): SNAP receptor activity; syntaxin binding
Source: RefSeq, a predicted model, not a curated record